This is a messenger RNA of Lytechinus variegatus (green sea urchin), 2024 nucleotides long. RefSeq lists its product as uncharacterized. Bases 243 to 1976 code for a protein of 577 amino acids. NCBI's taxonomy places the organism in Eukaryota, Metazoa, Echinodermata, Echinoidea, Temnopleuroida, Toxopneustidae. Gene Ontology annotation, cellular component: plasma membrane. The record is from RefSeq and is a predicted model, not a curated record. Gene Ontology annotation, molecular function: protein binding. The transcript has 13 exons.
UUCGCACUGCGUAAUUCCGCUGUGCUAUCAGACAAGAAGAGUGGGUGACCUUACGGUUUAUUGAUUUCACCGUGAUACACGAAUGUGUACGCACGCACACGCACGCAUCGCAUAAACACGCACACGCCACGCACAGUCAUGCAAACUUUCAUUCCCUGCAACGGAGCAAAUCUAUGUUCACCAACCGUCUACCAAAGAUGUAGGCUAUUGUGCUGCGCUGCAUUGGACAUACAUGAUUUAAGAUGACCAACGAAGAGAGCACACGAAUUGAAUUGAGAGAGACCGGAGGAGAGUCGGACACUCAGACGAGAGCCUCCCCUCUCCCAUCUGGACCUCUGCUUACUACCAACGGAGGACCAGCUGCCGCAGAAAAUGGCGGGAAACCGCAGAUGGAUGACGGGUACGAAACAAAGCAGACAUUUAGCAAGAAGAGGAAAAGGGUCUACAAAAUCGUCUGCCUUACGUUGGUCGUUACUCUCCUAGCGGUGCUCGUUAUAAGUUUAUCAGUCUCGCAAAUAGGUUCAUCACAUAAAAAGACAGGAUCUCAAACAUCCACAGUUGCUACUCUGACCGAGCAAAUCCGAUGGGACCACACAAACAGACCAACAGUUCCCGCUGUUAUUCUUAAUAUAGAUAGUGUAUCGGUCUCUUUAUCACUCACAUUCCCCUCAUCAAUGUACAAGGACACUUACUCAGAUCGUAGCUCACUAGAUUACAGGGAGAUGGAGUCAAACUUUACCAGAAAUAUAGAUGGCGUCCUACAAAAUGGCGAAUUUUCAACCGUCUAUGACAGAGUCACAGUUGAUAAUAUAAGAUCAGGUAGUAUCAUCAUCGAUAUGACCAUUCAUCUUACUGGUAUACCAACACAUCUCCAUGGCAACCUAGCAUCAGUUGACAUUCCUGAGAUGGAGUCAAUUCUCGGGAUGAAGGUGCAAACCAAUUUAGAAGAUGGAUACCCAUCAGAUGACGUAGUGAUUUUCAAAUUAAAUGGUGCUAAAAUCAGCGCUUCAUCUCUGACGACCAUAGCACAAGAGAUCAGUAUUCCUAUAGUUCACAAUCCAAGAUGUUUCCAAUGUUCUUCUAGCCCUGACUGUGUACCACUCUCCUGGGUAUGUGACGGCGAUACGGAUUGUAACGAGGGUGAAGAUGAAAUGAAUUGCUCAUGCGAUGAAGGUUUCUUAUGCAGUAGUGGAGUUUGCGUGGAUCAGAGCUAUCGAUGUGACGGGUUGCCCGACUGUGAUGCAGGGGAGGAUGAAAUGAACUGCACGUGUAACUCAGUUGCAGAAUACAGAUGUCCGUCCACCCAAUCUUGCAUUCCAAAGGGCGCCCUCUGUGACUUUAAUCCUGACUGCCCUCACCAUGAAGAUGAAUCGGAAAGGGUUUGUCACUUCGAUUCAUUUGCUGAAAACAGGAAUCUUACCAUCGGUAGCAGCCGUGUCAUCAGUCUACCAAUCAAUCGGCAGGAGACCGGAUUUAUUGGACCCGGUUCCUUCGGUCUUUGGUUCUUUAGCUCCCCCGAAAACCCGGCUGAAUUUCUUAUAAACGUUACGAUCAGCUUCAGGGGCAGCGGUGGAUCUUUUGUCAAAUUCGGGACCGGUCUCAAUGCAACGCGGGGCAAUUUGGCAGCGUUUACCGAAUCCGACGAAAUGAGCCCAGGUGAUUUGAAUCCGUUUUACGCGAGGAGUGAGAAUAUCUGGGUGAUCAUCUACCAGAGCGAUUAUGACAUCGUAGAGGGCGCUUUCAGUGUGACUGCAACUCCACCAACGGAUUGCGCAGAUGGAGAAAUCGCCUGCCAGUUCUCACCGGAAUGCAUCCCGCCCGGAGGACGUUGCGAUGGUAACGAAGAUUGUACAUUCACCGGUGAGGAUGAGACACUUUGCCUCUCUCCUCCCGAUCCCGAUGAAAUGAACAAUAAUUAUACAGAGUACUCAAGCAGCUCGGAUUCGUUUAGCUCAUCAGCCUAUUUCGGGAACUAACAAAACCGAAUUAAACUAUUAAAGUUAUGGUAAUAAUGAUAAUGAUGA